Impatiens glandulifera is the source of this 2068-nucleotide messenger RNA. Its product is annotated as probable pectinesterase/pectinesterase inhibitor 34. Gene Ontology annotation, biological process: cell wall modification. Gene Ontology annotation, molecular function: pectinesterase inhibitor activity; pectinesterase activity. The coding region runs from base 32 to 1864 and encodes 610 amino acids. NCBI's taxonomy places the organism in Eukaryota, Viridiplantae, Streptophyta, Magnoliopsida, Ericales, Balsaminaceae. The record is from RefSeq and is a predicted model, not a curated record. The transcript has 3 exons.
CUCUCUAGCUUUGUAAACCCGUUUUCAAAAUAUGGGCUACGGUAGGCUCGGCAAUUCGACCGAAUCAGCUGGUGGCGGAUCCUCCGUCUUCAAACCCGAUAUUGAUCAAUUAGUACCCGCUUCCAGUACUAGUUCCUCCCUCGAUAUUGAUCAUCAUCGUAAUAUCAAACCGACCCGGGGAAGUUUCAAGAAACUACUCAUAUUCUCUAUUGUACUUAUUUUGGCCGCGGCUGUUUCCGCCGCCUUUGUGGUCGGGCUCCGUACCCGUGGAUCAUAUAAAUCGUUGCUAAAACAACCCACCCGAGCAAUAACCAUGGCCUGCAGUCGGACCCUCCACCCGGAACUAUGCGUAAAAUCUUUGUUGGAUUUCCCAGGUGCUAGUACCGCUAAUGAGAAAGAUCUCAUACACAUUACCGUUAACAUGACCCUCCAACGGUUCGACCGGGCCUUGUACGUUACCUCAGGUAUAGGGUUUGUUAACAUGGACCCGCACCUGCGGUCGGCGUACGACGAUUGUCUCGAGCUCCUGGAUGACGCCGUCGACCAUCUGUCGAAGUCUUUGUCAUACGUGGCAGGGGAUGGGACUGGGUCGACGCAUGACGUGAUGACGUGGCUUAGCUCGGCGCUGACGAAUCAGGACACGUGUACGGAUGGAUUGUCGGAGGUUAGUGGUUCGGUGAAGGAUCAAAUGGAGGUGAAAUUGAAGGAUUUGUCGGAGUUGGUAUCGAAUUGUUUGGCGAUAUACGCGGCUGCAAUCGGGUCGGAUGACUUUGCCGGAGUUCCUAUACAGAACCGCCGGCGCCGGCGGAUACUUGAAGAUGCAAGAUCAGGUGAUGAUGAUCAGAGGUUGUUUCCGAGUUGGGUGGGAAAGAGAGAAAGGUAUUUGUUAGACGCGCCGGUGGCGGGAAUCCAGGCUGAUAUAGUUGUGUCAAAAGACGGGAAUGGGACUGUUAAGACAAUAGAGGAGGCGAUCAAGAAGGCGCCGGAGUCAAGCAGCCGGAGGACAAUCAUUUACGUCAAGGCCGGGAGGUAUGAAGAGAACAACUUGAAAGUUGGGAGAAAGAAGAAAAACUUGAUGUUUAUUGGGGACGGGAAGGGUAAAACUGUCAUUACAGGAGGGAACAGUGUUUUCGACAAGAUGACAACCUUUCACACUGCCUCUUUCGCUGCCACCGGUGAGGGAUUCAUUGCUCGUGACAUUACAUUCGAGAAUUACGCGGGUCCUGGCAAACACCAAGCCGUUGCACUUCGCAUAGGUGCUGACCAUGCCGUGGUAUACCGAAGUAGUGUCAUCGGUUAUCAAGACACCCUUUACGUACAUUCCAACCGUCAAUUCUUCAGAGAAUGCGAUGUUUAUGGCACCGUGGAUUUUAUAUUUGGCAAUGCAGCUGUCGUUUUUCAAAACUGUAGUUUGUAUGCUAGAAAGCCGAUGAACUCCCAAAAGGUUACUAUCACGGCUCAGAAUAGAAAGGACCCGAACCAGAACACGGGCAUAUCGAUCCACGCUUGUAGAAUCCUGGCAACCUCGGAUCUCGAGGCUUCCAAGGGAAGCUUCCCCACGUUUUUGGGGCGUCCUUGGAAAUUGUAUUCACGGACGGUGUAUAUGCAAUCCUACAUUGGGGAUCACGUUCAUCCGAGGGGAUGGCUUGAGUGGAACGCUACGUUUGCACUUGACACGUUGUAUUAUGGAGAGUACGCCAACACGGGACCAGGCUCUGCCUUGGGUGGGCGUGUCAAGUGGCCCGGUUAUGUGGUCAUCACAACCACUGCCGAAGCGAGCAAGUUCACGGUGGGGCAGUUUAUAUAUGGAUCAGCUUGGUUGCCGUCCACAGGAGUGGCCUUCUUGGCCGGGCUUUCGGUUUAACUAAUAUUAUAAUUGGGUUAUUCAUAAGGAAACAAUAAAUAUAUAUAUAUAUAUAUAGCUAGGGUUUAAAACCAUGCAUGAUCAAGUUGUUUGUAUGUAAUCCUUAUAAGUUUUAUAAGCUUUGGAAACAUGAAUUUGUUAAGAAAAACAACUAUUAUUUUGUAUUAACGAGAAGAGGAAAGGAAGAAGGGGUUAAUUUAAUCA